GUUGAUUUAUCUUGUAUUAUUUGUUUCCCUGUACCAAAUGGUGUUGAACCAAGCGGAUAAUGAUAACUAUGUAAGUUUGAAUUAAAACUUCCGCGAUAAUUCACGUCGAGCAUUGUAACACAAAUUUCAUAAAUUUGGUUACAAUUUGAAUCCGUGUUUUUUCUCUCCACAGGGUCCUUACACAUUAAGCUGGCAAAAGUUUGAAACAUGCAAGGGCCCAAAACAGACAGAUUGCGGUAAAUUUGGAGUGGAAAACACACAAAAUAUGUCAGACCUUGUGUUUCUCUUGGAUUUUCCAAAAGACUGCCCUGCAACCGCAGCCAAAAUCACUGUCAGUACAAUUCAAAACGGUAAGACAUCAAAAAAAUUAUGGAACUACGCUAUCAACAAGCCAUGUCAACAUUUCGUGCUGGGCCCGAUUAUCAUGGAUUCAUUUAACCUUACAAGUAAUUGCAAAAUCAACAAGGGAAGUUACGCGAUUCACUUGAAUUACAUUGAAAAAGUCAAGCUCUUCCUUGGAUCGAAAUUUUUCUACGGAACCUAUGAAUUCAGAAUUUUUUCGUUUAACAAAAACGACAACUUUUUCUGUGUCGACACCAUCAUUGAUAUCAAAAAUAGUAAUUGAAUGACAGACACCUUUGCCAUGUUCCUAGUUUGGUAAAUUAAAAAAUAUAUAUAUUACACUACACAA
This is a messenger RNA of Bombyx mori (domestic silkworm), 691 nucleotides long. RefSeq lists its product as uncharacterized. The record is from RefSeq and is a predicted model, not a curated record. The transcript has 3 exons. Lineage: Eukaryota; Metazoa; Arthropoda; Insecta; Lepidoptera; Bombycidae. Bases 266 to 625 code for a protein of 119 amino acids.